AUGUUGCUCGUGCCGCUUGCCCUCAUCGCACUGUUCGGCCUGGCCCACACGCUGCCCCUCGAUGACGUGGAGUCAUCGUCACUGGCCACAAUUGAGCAGCCGGAUGGCAGCGGGCGGGUGGUCUUCGAUCAGCGUCAGACGGGCCAGUACAACAUUCACGUGAGCAUUAAAGAUGUCGCCAUCAUCGAGGUGGGUCAGAACGAUCUGACAGAUGGUGCGUACAACGAUGCUGAGGAUUACUACUACGAUGACAGUGCGUUGACCAUCAAACCCAUCAAGUUCUCGACUGAGGCCAUUGGCAGCAGCAGCACAGCAGCAGCGCCAGCAUCACCAGCAGCAGCAGCUGCGACGACAUCCACGACAGCGUUGAGCAGCCCCACAGAGACGCCAACCACUACCCUAAAGGAAUCCCCGGAGACAUCUGAAGCACCAUUGAGCAGUCUGAAUAGCAGCUCCACCUACAGCUCGGAUCUCUUGGCGGAUAUCGCCGCAAGCAGGAUCAGACCCAAGUCUAGGCUCAACAAUCUAAUGAUAAUGGAGACGCCAAUUGGCGGAGCACCGACGGCCGCACCACACCUGCCACGUCUGCCACAGGCGCCGCAUCCCAGAUCGAAAGAUAUUCCCAUUAUGGCUGCCGCUGCAGCAGUCACCCGGCCCCCGCUGCCGCAAGGCAUUGAGUACACCCCCCCGCAAGGUCACAACUCGCCCAUCUUCAAAGUGAAAGUUCAACGAUCCGCAAUGCCGGCAACCAAGAAGCCCGCCCGCUGUCGCUCACAUCAGUCACGGAAUGCCCAGGGCAAAUGUGCCGACUCGAUCUAG
This is a messenger RNA of Drosophila persimilis, 819 nucleotides long. RefSeq lists its product as uncharacterized. The transcript is spliced from 2 exons. NCBI's taxonomy places the organism in Eukaryota, Metazoa, Arthropoda, Insecta, Diptera, Drosophilidae. The record is from RefSeq and is a predicted model, not a curated record. The coding region runs from base 1 to 819 and encodes 272 amino acids.